AUGGGGUCCUUCGAUCCUGCCGGAGUACCAAUUUACGAUAUUCGCUCAGACAAGUCGGACCAGUCUCUUUUAGAGACACUUAGUCGCUCGUUGAAUCCUGUUGAUGGAGAGGCUCGCACAUUUCCGACUUUGUUACUAUAUGAUGAAAAAGGAUUGAAGCUGUUUGAGGAGAUCACCUAUGUGGAUGAAUACUACCUUACCAACGCUGAAAUCGAGGCCCUGAGUAGACAUGCCAGUGCCAUUGCCUCACGGAUCCCAGCAAACGCUCGUUUAGUGGAACUUGGAAGCGGAAACCUCCGUAAGAUCGAUAUCUUACUGAGAGCGUUCGAAAAGGCCCAAAAGCCCGUAGAAUACUACGCACUAGACCUUUCUUUGUCAGAGCUCAAGCGGACAUUUUCCGAACUCGAUGUCACCGCAUAUCGAUAUGUCACCUUCAAUGCCUUGCACGGCACAUACGAUGACGCUCUGGACUGGCUGAAAAGGGUUCGGAAGGAUGAUCGAAGCACUUGUAUAAUGACUAUGGGUUCAUCGAUUGGCAACUUCACGCCCGAGAACGCUGCUCGAUUUCUUGCCAACUUCAAAGAAGCGCUUACAUCGUCGGACUCUAUCCUUGUAGGAAUCGACGGUUGUCAGCAACCAGACCGCGUUUACCGAGCCUAUAACGACACUCCGCGGGUUACGGAGAAGUUUUACCGCAAUGGCCUAUCACAUGCCAAUGCUAUCCUCGGCUAUGAUGCAUUCAAGCAGCAUGAAUGGCAGAUCGAAGGCCUUUACGAUGAAAAGCUCAACAAGCAUCAGGCCUCAUAUGUUGCUCUGACAGACAUCCACACUGGAAAUUUCUCUUUCACAAAGGGUGAAAAGAUCCAUCUGGAAGACGCCUUCAAAUAUUCCGAAGCGCAAAGCGCUGAAAUGUUUCAUCAGGCUGGACUGAUUCCGCAAAUGGCGUACACCAACAAUGCUAAUGACUAUUUCAUUCAUCUUCUCUCUCCUGCCACGAUUAAUUUUCCUACAGAUGCUGCAGAAUUUGCCGCAAGCCCUGUGCCAACCUUGAAUGACUGGCAACAGUUGUGGGCUGCGUGGGACAUAGUCACCAAAUCCAUGGUCCCAAGAGAAGAGCUUCUGAACAAGCCCAUCAAAUUACGAAAUGAUUUGAUUUUUUAUCUGGGCCAUAUUCCCACAUUUGCAGACAUUCAUGUCACCAAGGCUACAGGUGGAAAACCUACCGACCCUGCAUUUUAUUGGACAAUUUUCGAACGAGGAAUUGACCCUGACGUUGAUAAUCCCGAAGUAUGCCACGACCACAGUGAGAUUCCGGACUCGUGGCCACCGCUUGACGAUAUCCUCAACUACCAGAACCGCGUACGAACUCGAAUCACCGCGAAGAUCAACAAUGGUGAAGCUUUCACCGACCGCAAACUCGGGCGAGCCCUCUGGCUAGCCUAUGAGCAUGAAGCGAUGCAUCUGGAAACAUUCCUUUACAUGCUUCUCCAGUCUGAGCGUGUUCUCCCGCCCCCGGGCGAGUGUGUCCCCGAUUUCAAGCCUCUAGCAGCAGAAGCUCGAGCACGCCGUGUUCCAAACAAAUGGCACAAGAUUCCCGCCAGCACAGUCAAGAUUGGGCUAGACGAUGCUGAGAACGACGACGGCCCGGAUAGGUACUUUGGCUGGGACAACGAGCGCCCUUCACGCACCGUUCAAGUCCACGAAUUCGAAGCGCAAGCCAGACCGAUUAGUAACGGUGAAUAUGCGCGAUUCCUCGAGAUCACCAAGCAACAGGUUCUUCCCGCAUCAUGGACUGCAUCCCCGUCAUCGUACGCAAACGGUACAAACGGCGGGACCAACGGCAACGAGGAUACCACGGAUACUGCCAGCCUGUCUUGGGUUCAAGGGAAAUCAGUCCGUUCCGUGUACGGCCUCGUCCCACUCCAAUACGCCCUUGACUGGCCUGUCAUGGCAUCGUACAAUGAGCUUGCAGCUUAUGCCGAAUGGUCCAACGGGCGGAUUCCGACCGUCGAAGAGGCGCGGAGCCUGUAUCAGUAUGCGCACGGUCAGCAGGACAGCACCGUGCAGAAGGUUUCGAGUAAAUUGAUCUCAGCAGUGAACGGGCAUCUCUUGAACGAGGGCGUUGAAGAAACACCACCACACGACCCUUCGCUUCCCACCGGCGCUGCCUCGAACGGCAGAAGUGCGGCAAACCCACGAUCCAACCUCGACCCAAACGAUCUCUUCAUCCCAUUGGCCACUCACAACGUCGCGUUCCGCAACUUCCACCCGACCCCUGUCACCGGCCACGACAGGCUUCGCGGCCAGGCCGACGCCGGCGGUCUCUGGGAAUGGACGAGCACGACCCUCGCGCCUCACGAAGGCUUCUCCGCCAUGAAGCUGUACCCUGGAUACACGGCGGAUUUCUUCGAUGACAAGCACAACAUCUGUCUAGGCGGAAGCUGGGCCACCGUCCCGCGCAUCGCACUGAGAAAGACGUUUGUGAACUGGUAUCAGAGAAACUAUCCCUAUGUGUGGUGCACAGCCAGACUUGUCAGGGACACGCCUACCGCCUAG
Messenger RNA from Exophiala spinifera, 2556 nucleotides. RefSeq lists its product as uncharacterized. The record is from RefSeq and is a predicted model, not a curated record. NCBI's taxonomy places the organism in Eukaryota, Fungi, Ascomycota, Eurotiomycetes, Chaetothyriales, Herpotrichiellaceae. Bases 1 to 2556 code for a protein of 851 amino acids. The transcript is spliced from 7 exons.